AUGAAUGCGGCUGUACCAGAGCUGUGUUACGAAGACUACGUCGCUCCUGAAGGAGGAAAUGUAGAGUUCCCUCUGGUAGGAACUUGGUUAACGGUUCACUAUGUAGUACAAUUGUUGUCGUAUGAGGGGGUUCGACUGCUGGAAUUUCUAGGACUUAGGUCUGAGAAUUGCCUAGCGUUGAGGGUUGCCUUGGCCUACUUUAGACAAGCGGUAGCAUCAGCAGCUGCUGACCUGCUGCGACUGGGUCCGCUGGCGGUAGCCUUUCAUGGUCCUCAAUGGGUUCUGACGGUUGAGCAUUAUCUUCUAACCGGGGAGGUUUUAGGUCUUGUCAGGAAUUCUGUUGAAGUGCCUUCCUCUUCAUCUGGACCGGUUUUUCCGUAUGUCUGUUGGGGUUCUCCGAAUGUGGUCCAUUACCUUUGGAGGGUCCUUGCAAGUCAGGGUCACUUGGUUUUGUCCAUGUUGGGAGAAAGAGCACGUGAGUGGGCUUUCGUUAGGGCAGUUUCGAGGGAUUUCUUCAGCAACAUGAUCCUUGCGAUUAUCUUGUGGCUGCAAGCCACUGGCACGAGGCGACAGGCCGAUGGGGCCGUGGCGUUUCAAGCUGCAUUUGCCUAUCUCCAGACUGGAGAAAGGGAGUAUCCGUUCCUUGAAAGUGAAGAUGAGACCCUUGAUGACCAUCCCCAUACUGCCCCUAGACCUCAAGAAGUAGUUGUGCAAAGGUUUGCAUACGCAAUCGACGAUCCCUCAUCAGAGGAAUCUUCCUCCUCGACAGAGGAACCGUCUAUUGUAGAUGCUUCUACUGAGUCGUCCAGUGCGGAGGUAGUUGAGGCUGAACCGGCGCUAUCAGAUACAGUUCCUACGGAGCUGUUGAGUCUCGGUCAGGGGCUUGUGUAUCAGGCCGCUGAGGGGGCGCUGGAAGUGCAUUAUGUAGAUGAUGUUCUGCGAGUGCCUUUGGAAGGGUGGUCCCUAGAGGAGGUUGCGGUUGUGGUUCAGUGCCUUCAGACCGGGGAUUGGACGGAGUUUUCUGAAGGGCUCUGCGCGGCGAGUGUGGGUCACGGGAUGCCUGGGUCGAGUAAUGAUCCACCUGGACAUGCUCACAUUGCGGGUAGGCUUCUCAGGGGUUUUCGAAGUGGGCUUGAAGGACUUCGAGGGUUUCUUUGGAGCUUGAUCGUGAUGUGGUUCCUUGUGCAAAGUGUCAGGGGAUACGAGAUAGGGGAUUCGUCUUCUGUUGAAGGGGAUUUUCCUCUUGUGUGGUGUGGUAACGACCCUAGUUCCUGUUCCCCCACUGGACCCCAAGAAGUUGCUCUGCUGAAGGGGUUAGGGUCGAAUAGGUGUGACGGUUCCACUCUAUGGGCGCUAGCUAAGGCAGUUUGUCUUAUAGGGAUCUGGGAAGCUGUACGUUGGAUCGUCUCCAACUGGAGAACUCUCCAACAUGGCCGGGUAGAGGUAGCCUCUCAAACCCAGGAUUUUAAUGUGAUCCAGUUGCCCCUUCCAAAGGGCGUCCCACAUCGGGACCGGAUCCUUUUCUCCCUGUGGAUUGCGGGAUACCAAGUAGAUGCCGAGGCCUGUGAGUACUCUGACAGAGUUCGAAGUGGGUUCCACGGGCUCAUUGGGGAUUACCUCUGUAGGCUUGAGCGUGACGGGCUUGGGUUUUCAGACGAGGACUCUUUGUCAGAGACUCCGGAGAGCGAGCACAUCGACCGGUAG
Symbiodinium sp. CCMP2592 is the source of this 1704-nucleotide messenger RNA. The record is from the annotation of a GenBank genome assembly. Lineage: Eukaryota; Dinophyceae; Suessiales; Symbiodiniaceae.